Molecule: messenger RNA, 939 nt
Organism: Apiotrichum porosum
Lineage: Eukaryota; Fungi; Basidiomycota; Tremellomycetes; Trichosporonales; Trichosporonaceae
Exons: 3
Coding region: 1-939 (312 amino acids)
Source: RefSeq, a predicted model, not a curated record
AUGACAAUCGCCACUGACUCGCUCAGUCAGCCCAUCUCUUUGCCCACCGUCACAUACCUGCCUGCCACAGUCGACUCUGCUCCAACAAUCUUAGAACCGUACCACGUCGACCUUCUGCCUGAAUAUGACUACGAGCAGCGCGAGUACCUCGUCUCCGGCACUGCAGUUGGCGCUCCCUUUUGCACUCGUCUUCUCCUCCGUUGCCCUCGUGAUGUCGGCAAGUUUAGCGGCCUUGUGGUGACGGAGACGUCGCACAUUUGGUCGGGAACAAGCGUUUGGAGAGCCUCGAAUCGCUGGAUUAUGCGGAACGGCCACGCCUGGAUGGAGGUAGACUCACAGUCCCCGGUGGCAAUCGGCGUAGUCAAAGCCUCCAACCCCAAUCGAUACCAGACGAUGACCUUCCUUCCCGGCCCCCUCGCCAAGGACUUCAAGGAUAACAUUCCAUUUACGCCCAAUCCUACUCGCCAGACCCUCGAGGACGAGUACACUAAGUUUAUGGAGCAGUGGUGGGCGGCAACCCCACAGUCGCCAGAGGUACUCGUGGCGGCGUCGGCCGCAGUUCGCAGCGGCGAGAUGGGCUUGCGCGCCACCCGUGUCUUUUUGAGCGGUAUCAGCCAGACGGGCGGCGUUACACGUCGCUUCAUCACCCACUCGUCUCAUCUCCGCCUCCCUGAUGGUGGGGACCCCUAUAACGCACUCAUCCCUGCCGCCUCUGGUGGUCCAGCCCUCCCCGACCCAUCCCCGGGCGUCAAAGUGAUUGAACUUUUGGGAUCCGAGUGGAAGUUCUCCCAAGACAGGCUCCGCCAACUCUACGGAACGGUUGCCAACUACCGCCAUCAAGCCGGUGUGGCCAUAGGACAUCAGGUGGCCCAAGGUUUCCUCCUCCCUUGUGACGCCGAGACGCUCCGCCUGGAGACCGUAGAGAAGGUGCAAUUCUAG